This is a messenger RNA of Neocloeon triangulifer, 4142 nucleotides long. It is a transcript of the gene brun, whose product is annotated as protein brunelleschi. Lineage: Eukaryota; Metazoa; Arthropoda; Insecta; Ephemeroptera; Baetidae. The transcript has 19 exons. Gene Ontology annotation, cellular component: trans-Golgi network. The record is from RefSeq and is a predicted model, not a curated record. The coding region runs from base 174 to 3848 and encodes 1224 amino acids.
UUAACUCCUUUUUGCACUCCCUACUGGCGUCCGGAAUUAUAUAGCAUAGCAUAUGUUUUGUUAAGUUGCGAUGUGGUCCAUCGUCUAUCGUCUCUUCUUCAUUUGACACUCCCUUCUACCUUAACUGUUAAUGCGUGCUCAGCAAACAAAAUGGGGGCCUGUUGGGGGCCGCGAUGAGGGCCGCCGUGACCGCCUUGCUAUCUGCGCCUGAGCUGGACACCACGAUGAACAAGCCGGACUUCCAUCAGACCUUGGACGUGCACCGGACACUGCUUGUCCUCCUCAAGCCGAUAGGCAAGCAGUUGAAGGGCAGCGUCUUCAGCAGACUGUCGGACCAAGUUCAAAAAGCUGUGCAAGGCCUGAAGCUGACGGACUCGCUGGGUCGUGAGCGUCCGGUUAACGUUCGACUGGUGAACGAGUACGAGCCCUCUCAGAACGACUGGGGCGACUUUCAAACUCACCGCAAACUGCUGGGUUUGCUGACAGUGUCUCAUGUUACCAGUCAAACGGAGCUCAAUGAGAUUUGCAGACAACACGAGUCUUUAAAGGUGAAAUAUUCGUCGACGUUGUUUGACUCGAGAUGCUUGAUUCUGGGCCUGAAUCAAGAAGGCCAUCUGCAGCGCAGUCCCUCGAUUAAUCUUCGCUCAACAGCCAGUUCUCCUUACUCAGAGUCCCCAUACUUGUCACCAGAAGACCUUUCUCACAGCAGUGACAGUUCCGUUCCUACUUCAACCAACCACUCAUCGGUCGAAGACUCGUGCUCCGACGCAACGUCGGUUGCCGACAGCACGCUUACCUCCCCUGCAUCUCCAACGCCACCUUUAGACGAUCUUAGUGUGGCUGAAGCUAUUCCCGUUGCUCUGACCAUUCCAUCCAACUUCAAAGCUCGAGCGCUCUACUAUGUUGACGAGGAAGCAGCCAGCCGACCUUUUUCAGCAAAUGAGCCGUGUCUCUUAGACUGCGAUAUUAGAGAAUUUGUUUCGUCGCUUUUCUGGGUACUGGAGCACAAGAGGCUUGAGAGGAGUCGAGAAAAGUUAGAUAAAGUGACCUUGCUGUUAGCACCAUUUGAGAAAAAGGACAUCAUUGGACUCGACUUGGAAUCUCGAGCAAAUAAAAGAAAGAGCGUCGGCCGAGGAACAAAACACCUGGCUGAUCUCACGUUGCAAGCAGGGCUACCCUCUGAAGCAUCCGCUCAUUACUCGGCAGCCAUUGACGUGCUCAAAAGUGCAAAUGACUGGCUUUGGCUUGGAGGCUCUUAUGAAGGACUGUGUGCAGCCUCUCUUGCAUUGCUCAGACAACAAAAUGGUAUAAAAAAUGGUGCAACACCACUGGAGUUGCAACAUUGUUUAUCACCCGAUGAAAUUUGCAAAAGAUACAGAGAAGCCAUCACACACUACAGCAAAUACUUGAAUGCUGCUGUGUUGGAAACAGAAGCGUGUUUCAAGGCAGCCAGAGUAGCCUUUCUACACAAAAAGAAGCUUCAAGCAUCCAGCUUUUUGCAAAAUGUGCUUCUCAUUAACUUGAAUCUUACGGAGGAGCACAAGAUCGAUAGAUUCCUGGCCAUUGCAGAGCUUUACCAAUCUCUGGGCUUUCUCAGGAAAGCAUCGUUUUUCAAGAGAUUGGCCGGAAUGAGACACGUUUCGGCUCAAAAUGAAGAUCCAAACUGGUCCCAAUGCUACCAGCUGCUGAUUCAAGCUCUUGCUGGCCUCAAACUAUCUCUUGACCCUAAGGAAAUGAUUACAGUUAUCCACAAGGGGUGGCCGGUUCUACAAAUUCAGCUUCUCCAUGAGUUAGUCGCCGCAUCAAAAAGGAUGGGGUCAAAUCAAAUUGCUGUGCGGCACUUGACGUUUCUCCUGCACGCCAUGUGGCCCCAUUUGAAAAUGCAGGAGAGGAAAGACAUUGCCCUCCAGCUGCAGGCAGCUGCAAGCCAGGAAGAGGGAUCACCAGUUGCCUUAGUUCUUCCCGAGACUGGGUUGAUCCUUCCUCCAGCUAAUCUAAUCCACUUACCUCACAUCAGCACAUUCAAGCCCUGCCCGUUAAUAGCCUCCUUAAGGCCACAAAAGAUCCAAAUAGCCAAGGUGGAGACUGGUCCGUUUCUUUUUACUCCGCUCAAAUUCGGCUCCCUAGAUAGGAGCAAGGAAGCCAACUCAACGAAUGGCCAGACUAAACUAGAUUUCCUAUGGGUAGAGGGAGAUGUCUGUGAAGUACAAGUAAUUUUAGAGAAUCAUCUGCCCAUAGAGCUUAAAGUAGUUGAUGUGAGAAUUUUAACUGGCGGAACAGUUUUCGAAAGUAGUCCGUCCACUCUGGUUCUGCCACCUUUUACGGCGCCUGACACAGAGUCCCUCUCUUCGUUGAGCUCCUCUUUAAAUACCGUCGAAACCAGUGCCCUCCAGGUCAGCCUGGCGGGAAUUCCAAGAGCGCCUGGUACUCUCAACAUUAUAGGAUACUCAACUCACGUCCUUGGCGUCAAGUCAAUUUGUCUCCUGGGUGAUCUAAACCAUUUGCAUGGACAAAGUCAAUUCACCGUUGAAGUAGUGCCGGCCAUGCCUCAAUUACAAAUAUCAACAACCCUGCCAAAAAUUGUUAACUCAAGCCAGUACAGAGAUGCUGCAACGUCUGGAAUAUUGUCCGUUUACGCUGGAGAAAAACAAGAAGUUGUGGUUACUCUGACAAAUAUUCUCACUGACCUUAAAGUCUCAAUGCUGAGCGUGCAACCCUGGUCCAAACUAGAUCUAGCGUCGGAGAAAGAGAUUUUUGGCACUUGGGAUAACAAGCCUCUUGAGAUUCUUUUGCCAAUUGAUGUCGGCAAGCAAGUCAAAUUCUCCCUACACAUUUAUGGGAAAGCUCAAUUUUUUGCACCUCCAGCAGAUGAUACAGUGUCAUUGGCAUCAACUGCUGUCUCAAGCUCUCUUAAUAUGUCGAUUAACUCCUCCAAAGCAUCUUUGGAGUUUCCGUCGAAGCCAGAACAAGCAAAACCAAGCACCAUUGAAGGCAGCUUCAGAAUUCGCUACUCUGGAGGACCAGGGUUUGAUGCUGGGUACUGCAGGUCCGCCGAACUUGCUUUACAAAUUAUUGUUCAGCCAUCUCUGCAGAUUGUCAAAUGGGACGUACUUGCGGCAGAAACGCCCUCGGAAUUUUAUCUUGUUUUGGACAUUAUAAAUCAGACUCAGCAAGAGGCUGAGCUUUGUUAUGCUGUUGGAAGGACCAUUCUCGUUGAGGGUGAUGAAUUUUGUCGAGUUCCAGUGCCACUACCAAAGUGUCCUCUAAAUAUACUCUCAGAGCUCUACGCUCGUGAAAAAGAGGAAGUGACUGCAGAAGUUAAAGCGGUGUGCAGUAAACAUGUCGCGGACAACGCUCAGCUCAAGUGGACAUUGGCGGACGGACGAAAGGGCCAGUUGAAACUGGAUGGCAUUAAACUGUCCGAGUCUAUGCUUGACACAAUUAAAGCCUCUCCGUUGGACUGGGUCCUGAGUGUGGACGGCAACAUAGUUCGAUGCGAGGAAGAAUUCACUUGCAAAGCUGGACAGCCCCUUGUAAUAUCAGUUAAGCUAACAAACAGGCUUUCUUUCCCCUUGGAAAAUGUGACCCUGAGCAUAUCAAUAUACCAGGACUACCAGAAUGGAACUCGUAACUACAGAUUGGACACCAGGGUUGCCAUUGCAGGAGCAAGCACCAUUCUCCUCGGACAGCUCGAUGAAGCUCAACCAGUCGAACAUUCUUGCGCAUUGGUGUUUUUUACACCGGGGCUGUUUAAGGCUGACAUCCAAUGCUGCCGUGUAGGUGGUACUUGCAGUACAACCAGCACCUGGAAGCUGAGUCCGAUUCCCCAGUUCUGCGUAGUGGAUUGAGACAAGUUAUUGCAUCCUUAGUGAUAUAAACCUUAUCACAUUUAUUUUUCCUCAAAGUCGAUCGUGUUUGUGGACAACUCUGUGCCAUUUGAACUCAUGAGAAGUUGCCACUGCCGAUUGGACCAGUGAUAUUUUUGUUAUACUAUUAUACUGUUGUACUGCAGUUAUAUUGCAUACAAAACAUGAUUAAGAUGUUGAGAUGGUCUGUCAAUAUGUAUAAUGCAACUAAGUUGUUGUGUAAUAUGUAUAAUCACAGUUCUGGAUAAAUAAAAUACCCAAAUUAUGCUGUUAUAA